UCGGUUAUCGCUUGGGUGUAAUGCUUCCGGAGUUCUCUCGAUUUCGAUAGGAACGGAUAGUGCGUAUCGAAUGAUUCCAACGAGCGUGAAUAUUGAAGUGAACAUACAGUGGAAAUUCGAGAUAUGUUAUCUGUGAUUGCUCGGAAAUAAUGGAUGAAGUAUUUGUUAUUGUGUAGAUGAUUUCAUUUAUUUUUCAAAUAAAGCUGUUCAAGUGAAUUCGGUGUAGUGCUAGUAAACAGUUGUUCCAACUGAAGAGAAUAGCUUCAAUCGGAUACUAUGGUUAUGAUGCAAUCUCCAAAAUCUGAUUCAGGACAGGCGGAAAGCCCGUCUCAUUCACAACCCAACUCUCCCCCAUCGCCAGCCGAGUCGAAUCAAAUGAGCCUCGAUAAACUAUCCACGACAUUACUGAAAAGUGCCCCUUUACAAACACCCGUCGCUAGUCAGUUGGAGCACCCGUCGGUCCGGUCGCCUCCACUUCUGCCGAAGUCCGACGGUCUGUUGAUUCGAUUUCAAGAGCAUCCAAUGCCCGACGGAAAGCAUAAUCUUGAGUUGAGAGGGAAACUGCCCACCUUCUCCAAAGAAAACAUUACCCUGCGUCAAGUUAAUGGUGACCAUAUUAUCUACGCGAAAAGUGAACGUGAAUUGUUAGAACCAAGUGCAAAAUUUUCCAUUGAACGCCUCAAGCAAUUAGCCGAUCACAACAUCAACGCCCGUCUCAGUCCAUCCGAUUUAGACAAGACUCCAUCCGGAAAAUACUCGAUCGACCACAGUGUGAAAUAUACCAUUCCCAACGAACCCAGUUUACCGCAACCCCACUCGCAGCACUUUUCGCCGUCCCAUCCUGUGCCACUGAUGCCGACACCGGCGGGACUUCCCGCCUUGCAAAACUUGGGACAACAUGCAGCCCUUUCGGCAGCUACCGGCGGUCAGCUCCCAACCUCGACACAUCAUCCUCACCUACCGCAUCAUCCCCAGCUGCAGCAUCCGUUCGCUAUCAAGUAUCCGGCGGGCAGUGCGUCACCGCCCGAUUUGGAGAUCGAACGGUUCAAGAUUGCUCGAUCGAUCAGCAACGGGAAGGAGCUUUCCGACUUUGGCUUCAGGAUACAACUCGGUGGCCUGUCGGCCAACUAUGCCCACAGUGAUACGAGCGAGGAGCUCAUAGUAGACGGGAAUGAGGAUAGUUCGCAGGAUGCCGCAUCAGGAUGUCCUGUUGAUCUAACCCGUUCCAUGGACAGUAGCAGUGCCAAAUCCAUUACCAGUAGUGAAAAAGAAACCACCCCGAAGCGGUUAGCAUUUUCAGUGGAGAACAUUCUCGACCCUAACAAGUUCAACGGAAAACAUAAUCAAAACAACAAUAAUAGCAGUAUUAACAAUAACAACACCUGUAGUCAGAACAGCAAUUCCAACAAUCACAGUGUAAAUAGUAGUAACAAAUUUUGGAGUGGCUUCGAUAGGGAUGACAAGCUGGACGACGACCAAAGUGAUUCGCGAUCAGCGAAAGACAUGAACGAGCUCGACCAGGAGGAUAUGGGCGAUGACACGAUGGGCAGCGACAUCGAUGACCACGCCAGCGAAACCGAUUCGAAGAAGGAUGGCGCCAGCAGUCGGUCCGGCGAUGGGAAGUCCCAGGGGAACAGUUCCAAACCCAGGAGGGCACGCACUGCAUUUACGUACGAGCAACUGGUUUCGCUUGAAAACAAAUUCAAGACUACCCGAUAUCUAUCGGUUUGCGAGAGACUGAAUCUAGCAUUAAGUUUGAGCCUUACUGAAACACAGGUGAAAAUCUGGUUUCAAAAUCGCCGCACCAAAUGGAAAAAGCAAAACCCCGGAAUGGAUGUGAACAGCCCGACGGUGCCUCCCCCGAACGGCGGAUCGUUCGGCCCAGGGUCGUACGCCAGUAGCCUUCUCUAUCCACAUGCCGUGCCAUAUCCGCCAUACGGACCGUACUUCCAUCCGCUCGGUGGCCACCACCUGGGUCAUUCCCAUUCGUAAACCGAGGCGAUCAUCUGUUGCAAUUAUUAUGAUUCUUUGUUUCACCGUUCUAGGCCGAAGAUUUAAUCUCGUUCAAAUGAAAUUGAAAGCAGAAAAGUGGUCGGGUUGUGCAAAAUGUAAAAAAAAUCUAGAGAAAGGGACUGUUAUUUCCCCUAUUCAAAAUCAAAAAAUCAACCUAAAUCUAUUAUCAAGUGCUUCGAUGCAAUGUACAGAGAACCGUAGCUGCUAAAAUAGGUUUAUCGCUAGGAAGAAUAACUUUUAGUCAAUUCAAUAAGGUCUUGUAAAAAUUGUACAUAGCGGAAGUCGAUAUCAGAAAAGAUAAUUUUCUCCAAUAUUUCGGAAAUAAAUAAUUGAAAACACUUAAA
Armigeres subalbatus is the source of this 2357-nucleotide messenger RNA. It is a transcript of the gene slou, whose product is annotated as homeobox protein slou. Gene Ontology annotation, molecular function: RNA polymerase II cis-regulatory region sequence-specific DNA binding; DNA-binding transcription factor activity, RNA polymerase II-specific. Gene Ontology annotation, biological process: regulation of transcription by RNA polymerase II; cell differentiation. The transcript has 5 exons. The record is from RefSeq and is a predicted model, not a curated record. Gene Ontology annotation, cellular component: nucleus. The coding region runs from base 277 to 1992 and encodes 571 amino acids. NCBI's taxonomy places the organism in Eukaryota, Metazoa, Arthropoda, Insecta, Diptera, Culicidae.